Messenger RNA from Callorhinchus milii (elephant shark), 2162 nucleotides. Its product is annotated as ETS-related transcription factor Elf-3. Bases 269 to 1372 code for a protein of 367 amino acids. The transcript is spliced from 9 exons. The record is from RefSeq and is a predicted model, not a curated record. NCBI's taxonomy places the organism in Eukaryota, Metazoa, Chordata, Chondrichthyes, Chimaeriformes, Callorhinchidae. Gene Ontology annotation, cellular component: nucleus. Gene Ontology annotation, biological process: cell differentiation; regulation of transcription by RNA polymerase II. Gene Ontology annotation, molecular function: sequence-specific DNA binding; DNA-binding transcription factor activity, RNA polymerase II-specific.
GUCAUCCUCAGCACAGACAGAGGGGUAGAGACAGAGAGCCACAGACAGAGGGGUAGAGACAGAGAGCCACAGACAGACAGACAGACACCGGUCAGUGUGUGAGCCCAGAGCGGGUGUGUGGCUGUGAGGUUCUACCUGGACUUCGGAGAUUACCAACACCGAGUGUGUCCGUGUGUGUGUGUGUGUCCGUGUGUGUGUUUUGCUGUCACUACACCAGGAUCACAUCACAUCCACUUCAGAGCGAAACAACACCCCUUAAAGACGCUCGAUGGCUUCCGUGUACGGGAUCGGCAGCAUCCUGACCGACGUGAUGCGCUCGGUCUAUCAGACUGAGGAGAACCAGGCUGGGUGCCCCAACAGCCGAGAACACUGCAGCAACUCAACCCUGCUUUCUACAGACUUACUGGGUACCUCGUCCUGGCUCCAGCUGGACCCUCGGCUGUGGAGCAGACUGCAAGUGCUGGAAUGGCUGGCUUACCACGUGGAGAAGCACAAGUACGAUGCCAAUAACAUCGACUUGAGCUUGUGUGACAUGGACGGAGCCACACUGUGGGGGUUGUCGGGUAACCAGCUGGUGGUGAUCUUUGGCCCAUUGGGAGAGGAGCUGUACCGCAGCUUGCACAGCCUCAACAGAGCCAGUCUGGAUUUGACGAUGGGCGAAGACUUCAAUGACAUUUUCCUGCAAGGUAUCCUCGGAGAAGAGAGUGAUGAGAAGUUGCUGGAUACUGUGAUUACCUGGAAUGAAUUGGUCAACGAGGAGCCGACUGUGGACUGGAAGGCAUUGUCUGAUUUCCAGUUGAGUGACCCCGGCUAUGAAUCCGCACCCACCUCCCCAGACAGUAUCGGCAGCUCCAAUGCAGGUUCUUUGGUCUCCCAGGCUCCUAACUCUCCAGACUCCGGUGGAAGUGAAUCAGACACUGAAACAACAAAUGCCCAAUACAAGUCUUCAAAUGAAGAAUUUCGGAAGAUUUCGCUGAGCAACUGCAAACCGCUGAAGCGAGGCCGAGGGAGACCCCGCAAAGUGACCUGUGAGGAGAGGACAUGUCUGGAGGGCAGGAAGAGCAAACAUUCGCCCCGGGGCACACACCUCUGGGAGUUUAUCCGAGAUAUCCUGCUUCGCCCAGAGACCAACACUGGCCUCUUGAAGUGGGAGGACCGGUCGGAAGGCAUCUUUAAAUUCCUCAAAUCAGAGGCCGUCGCUCAGCUCUGGGGAGAGAAGAAGAAAAACAGCAGCAUGACAUAUGAGAAGCUGAGCCGAGCCAUGAGAUAUUACUACAAGCGGGAGAUCCUCGAGCGAGUGGAUGGGAGGCGUCUGGUCUACAAAUUCGGGAAGAAUUCCAGUGGUUGGAAAUUGGGAGAUCUGCGAGCUUGACCUUGGAAAAGAGAUGCAGAGGUUUGACGCACUUCUGUUUGCCGGCAAACAGGGACAAUAGCUCACCUCAGCCACGAGCCACCUUUACGCACUUGGGUUCAGGUGCUACUCGUGGGCUUUUACUAGUGUGAAACCCGAUGGAUGCGGUAUUUUUGUGUGGUUCUCUUCAGACUCCAGCCUUUUGAGGGCAAAGUGUGCGUGCUGUCAAGGUGGCACGGGAAACAGUAAGCCUAUAUUUUGGCUAACGUAGGUUAUUAAAACCAAUUGAACUGUUUAUUGGGACCAACCGGCAAGCUACAGGCACGGCACAAGCGGGAAGGGUGGCGGGAACGGAAGGAAAGAUGUGGCCUUUAUCUCACUCUCGCUUUGUGCUGGAGCUCAGUGCUGUGUCGGUUUGGCAGUAUGUGCUGUGAUUGUACAGAGGAAAAUGUUGAUAACUUUGCAGGGUGUGUGUUUUUUUUUGGUUUUUUUUUUUUUGCUUAACGCUUAAAAAGUGUAUUUUGUAUAGAGUGCCCUCUGCGGCGGUUCUUGUGUGCGCGGCAUGUAGAUAUGGUAAUGCUUUCAAGGAUCUUAUUAUGAAGAGGGAAAUGAAGCAGCUGGCCUGUGGAGCUGCCCUGAAAACACGAGUUGUAUAUAGAGCCAGAGGUAAAUACCUCGCACGCGGGAGAGAUUUUCUAAGAAAUUUAAGUCACCCCCUAAAAAAAAAACCCCCAUGUAAUUCUGUGUCCGCGUGUCUUUAUACAUUUUUUAUGGAUUAUUAAUAUUUUGCAAAUAAAAACGAAGCCAGAAA